Vespa velutina is the source of this 363-nucleotide messenger RNA. Its product is annotated as gustatory receptor 68a-like. The record is from RefSeq and is a predicted model, not a curated record. Gene Ontology annotation, biological process: sensory perception of taste. Lineage: Eukaryota; Metazoa; Arthropoda; Insecta; Hymenoptera; Vespidae. Gene Ontology annotation, cellular component: neuronal cell body; axon; membrane. The transcript is spliced from 4 exons. The coding region runs from base 94 to 363 and encodes 89 amino acids.
UUCAAACGGAUAUAAAUCAUGGAUAAGAGAAUUUUGUAAGAGUUCCUAUUGGAUUUUUUAUUUCAUCAUUCAGAUUUUCGCAAUAAGCAAUAUAUGCGAGACAUCGAUGACAGAAACAUCCUUUGCGAAUUAUACGAACCUUCAACUAGCAAGACGUUUCGCGAUGAAAUUCGUGAUUUUAUUUUUCAAUUAAUCCAAAAUCGUCUGACUUUCACCGCAUGUGGAUUUUACGAUUUAGGUCAUUCAUUUUUAUAUAGUGCAAUUGGUUCGAUUACUACUUAUCUCGUUAUUCUUAUACAAAUGGGAGAUAAACCAAAAGUAUUCUCCAACGAAACAGACUAUAAUUCAACGUCCAUAAUAUAA